CGGGGGUGCAGCCCUGUCGCGGCUCCCGGCGGGUGUGCGGGAACGCAGAGGGGCCCGUAUCCCCCAGGGAGACUCCGCCUGGGCUGCUCUGAAGUUCGCUGCGGCGUGCCACACCGGUGUUAUUUGAUGCUUAUAUAACAGGGAUGAGGGGAGACUCCUACUUCUUUGGAAUGCGAGACCUCGGUCACUAUGGCUGCAUCCCGGAGGAUGGAGAACAGUUCUUGCUCUACUCUAUAAAUGGAGACAACGAUUUAAAGAGAUGUUUUGCAGAAGAAGAUUUUAAUGAAAUAAUUGACUUCAACGAUCUCCCGAAUUCUCUCUUUGCUUGUAAUGUUCACCAGUCUGUGUUUGAAGAUGAGGACAGUAAGGAAAAAUUUGAAGGCUUGUUCCGUGCCUAUGACGACUGCGUGACAUUCCAGCUGUUUAAAAGCUUCAGGCGUGUGCGGAUAAAUUUUAGUAGUCCCAAAUCAGCUGCUCGUGCCAGAAUAGAGCUGCAUGAAACACAGUUCAGAGGGAAGAAGUUAAAGUUGUAUUUUGCACAGAUUCAGACCUCUGAGACAGAUGGAGACAAGCUUCAUUUGGCACCACCACAGCCUGCAAAACAGUUUCUCAUCUCGCCUCCAGCCUCCCCACCUGUAGGGUGGCAACCAAUAGAUGAUGCAACACCUGUCAUCAACUACGACCUCCUUUAUGCAGUUUCUAAGCUAGGACCAGGAGAAAAAUAUGAGCUGCAUGCAGGAACAGAGUCCACUCCCAGUGUGGUAGUGCAUGUCUGCGACAGCGACCUGGAAGAAGACGAGGACCCAAAGAAUUCUCCAAAGCCAAAAAUCAUUCAAACCCGACGCCCUGGUCUGCCACCUCCCGUAUCUAACUGAGCCUCUCCGGCAGAAGCAGCACGUCUCUCCUCCAGCACAGCUCUUGGUUUUUGUUUGCUUUGUUUUGUCAAAAGGCAGCCAAUGCCUUUUGAGUACCAGGACAUUAAACUCAUUGAAAUCCCUCCACAGUAAUCAAGCCUAUGUAAUAAAAGGGCUAGGAAAAAGAUCUUUGUAUAUGUAACCAUAUCACACACCAACUAAUAGAUUUUUCUGGAAAGGACAAAACAAGGCUGAAGAAACAAGGGAAGAUUUCAGGCUGAGGAUGUUUUCACAGCUAUAAAUUGCAUGCUGAAACACCGCUACCAGAGAGAUUGUUCAGGGUGGGCAAUUAAGCCGAUAUCAGGGCUGAUAUUCAGACUCCCAGAAUACUUGCUACUGCCCUUCAUCAAGCAGCCUGCUCCUCUGACCUCACUUCCCCAGCAGACCUUAGUCUUCCCCUUUUUGUUUUUUUGGUUUUUUUUUUGUUUUGUUUUGUUUUAAGGAGGAGGGUAUGUGUGUUGUUUUUAAUCUGCUAGCAGCUUGGUGAUUUUUUUCAUUCCCCUGGAAUUUUCUGUAAGGAAUACUAUCUUUGCAACACUUUUAGGAACAACAGAAAAAUACCCUCUUCCACCAACAGCUGUAGAGUACACUGGCCCUUGAUGGUGGCAGGGCUGUGAGACAGAGCUCUCUGGGCUGAGGGGCGAGGCAGCAGCUUGCUGGAGGGUUUGGUGUCUUUUCAGUCCUCCUCUCUAAGGAGGAGGGAGCCAGAAUAUCAAUAUGGAUUGUCAUUUUAUCUUCCAUGAAGGCAUGAGUGGUACUUCUCUCUGAGUUUGAGGAAGAAAAGGAAGCUGACUGCUUGUUUAAGACGGGAUUCAUUGCUCUCUGUCAUAGCUGUAUGAUCUAGUAAUGAUGCAGGCUGAAUGCUUUCCUAGUGGUGUGUUGAUUAGCCCUGAACUGGUAGUAACUACUCAUACAUCUUUACUACUCAGACCUUUUCCCUCCCCACUUCCUGUGCUUUAAAGCCCUUUUUGAGCUGUAUGCAGUUUGGGUUUGUGGAGGUGAGGAGACGUUAGUUGGGGUUCUUUUGCUGUUCUUUUUUUUCUCUCUUUUUUUUUUUUUUUUUUAGGCCAAAGAGAACAGGACCAUAAUUACACACUUGAAAUUAGACUGCAUGCGAUCAAAUCCCCCUUUUUAACUCUGUCCUGCAUGUUUCUUUCACUUGCAAUGUAUACUGGGUUACAAAAAUUGUUCUGUGUUUUCAUCAUGGCUGACAGCAGACAGAUACUGGAUUCCCUGUCUGGCAGACCUUCCAUGAUGAUUUUUUCUAUGCGUACUUGUCAUUUUGAGAACAUAUUUUCUAGACAUUUGAGCUCAGAUUUUGCAUAUAUUUAAGCAUGCGCUUAAUUUAUGCACAUGAGUAGUUCCACUGAAAUUCAUACUGCAGAAAACUGAGCAUAUGUGUAAGAUACGGUGGGAUUUUUAAGCUAAUUAGCUGCAGCUGUACUCCCAAAAGUGACUAUAAAGUGGCACAGAGAGAUUCCAUGGUUUAAAAUCCUUUAAAAGUUACAAUAAGUAAAUACAUCUUGGAAGCUCACUCUAGGAUCUGAAGUCAGCUUGCGUUCUGUAGUCAAGAUAUUUUUUGUCAUAAAACCUAAUGAUCUGGUUUCUGAGGGAGGGUUCCAUUGUUAAAGAAGUACAGUUCGGUCCGGGCAUCCAGUGUUAGUCACACCGCAGCUCGAACCCUAGGGUUCCUGAAGCAGAGUCUCAGACACCAAAUCCUGUAAAAAUAAGUCAGCAGGGGAGGGACUCAAACCCACCCCAAUAUGUAGAGGGACUUAAACCCACUCUGAUACUGAGAGAAUCAUAGAACACCAUGUUGGAAGGGAGCUCAAGAAUCAUCUGGUCCAACCUUUCUUGGCAAAAGCUUGAGAGGGGCUCAAACCCACUGCAGUAUCUUCACCAGAUCUGCUCAGGGAAUUUUAACACUCACCCUUCGAUGCCUCCUGCUCUAAAAAUUCCAAGUGAACUCACCCGAGGCUGGCAGUGGGAUGUUUAGAGGUGAGAGGAUCCGAAGGUUAAAGCAGCGCAGUGUGGGCCAGGCGUCUGGUGAUAGCCGCUCUGUAGUUCGAAUCCUACCUUUCCUGAAGCAGAGCCUCUGGCAUCGAAUCUCAUAAAAAAAUAAGUAAUUCAAGAGUGGUCCAGCAGCAGGAUCAGCUUGAGCUGGGUGCCUCCGGAGCCCCAAACAAAGAAAUCCCUGGCCAAUGACACCCUUACAGACUCCGCAUCCACCCUUUCCCGCUCCAAUAGUGACUCUGGCCUCACGCCUCCUGACUCCGUGUUGGAGUCCUUUGCUGUUACCUUGUUCAGUUGUAGCUGCUGUUGAGGGUCGCACCCUCAUCUGGUUUGCGCUGGCUCUGAAGGCCUUGUCUUGCUUGAAUAGAUACAAGUUCAGUACAAGUUCUGCAAAGCUAGCUGAAAGUUUACAGCUCGUGGCCUAAAGCUUCGGCAAAUCUAGCUACUCAUGCUAAGUGAGUGAACAGCAGACUAACGCACACAACAGUACCAGUCUAAGCGAUUCAUUCUAUUUAAAACUUAUUUAAGCUAAACAUUUCUUAACACCAUUCCACCCUCAAUUAGCAGUGAGGCUACGCGCUCCAGCAGCAUCAGGUCCCCCUUGCUGGGGUAUUGGCUCUGCUGCACUUCCAGGCAGAAAAGCAUGUUGCUUGUUGGUGAGGAGAAGAGAUGCCGUUCGCAGCGUGCAUGGUGAGGCCGUUCAGAGAAUGAGGAUUUGCCAUUCUCCUAAUUCGUUCUCUGACCACCACAGCCCCCUAAUAUUCCUGUUGAGAUGUAGCACUUUACUUAGCAUAUAUCUAUAAUGUGAUACCUCUUACUGCAUUAUGGACAUGAUCGUGCAUGUGUUACACUAAUAGAAGCACAUUAAAUACAGCAGAGACUGAACAAAAAAUGGGGCUUUAGUAUCCUUAUGAUAUCUGUGUAUAGUUGUUGUAAAGUAACUCCUUACAGUUUUCACUUUAUUUUUUCAGUGAUGCGUUUAGAAUGGGUUUAAAUAAAUUGUCACUCACUGCCCUAGGACUAUAACCUGAUGUUCCUGUUGAAAACGCCGUCACAGGCCACCUCCAAUAUUUUAGGAAUAACACUACUGUCUUUUUUGAAAACGCUAAGAUCUGUAGGUUUUAGACAAGUAUGAACAGGGAGAGUAAGAUUUAAACAUGUAAGAUUUGUUGAUAUAUGCUGUACAGAGGAAAUUACUGGCCAUAUCCUCAACUGAUGUAAGCGAUCAGAGAUCAUCUCCGAUCAAAGCUGAUACUCUGGAUUUUUUUACAUGCAAAAGGGAUGGAGGCUGAAUCUAGUCCUUGUAUCCAUGUACUCAAUUUUUGGAGAGAUUGGUUGUAGACUACAUACAGCCUUUGGCCUCAAAUGAUGUAAAACUAUACUGCAAAUUAAAGCAUUGGAUCUUAAAUGUUCUUUCCUCAAAGUGCGUUUUCAGACAGAUGUAAAAACAGGCCCCAUUCAAAUACUAUUCUUUGUCUUUGUAAAACAAUAUAGUAAUACCCAGGAGGGCAUGGAACAUGGCUCAUUGGUUAAAGCACAGAAAUAGAAACGCAACUACAAACCUGAAAACUCAAAGCAGCCCUUUGUAACUCUGAUCAAAGCUCAUAUAUCACCUUUACAUGAUAAAAUAAUGGUCAUCAUAGAAAAAUGUUUCAGGUAUUAUGGAAUAACGUCCCUAACAUAAAAGUAACAGCAUUUGUGACUCUAAGGAGAGCCUGGUAUUUUGCUAAAGGCUGGCUCUUGCCUGGCAUGGAAGAAAGGCUUCUUUCAGCAAGUGCUGACCAUCUGGAAGAGUAACUGUCCUAUUUAAUUCAGUAAUUCACAGGCAGAGCCCCUACUUCAGUGGGAAUUUUCUUCUGUGUAGUGUCUGUGAGCUCAGUCCCUCUGACGUGUGCUUUUCCCAGGGUGGCUUCAGUGCUGAAGUAAAUUCUCUCAUGUUGUGAGACUAUAAAUAAGAAUGAAAUCUCGGUGUUACGCUACAGCUUCUGAUGCACAGUGACAUAGACAACAAUCUUUUAAUUUCCUUUGCAAAGCAGGAGCCCGUGAGAGCGGCUGGUGGCGAUGCCCUGGGCCCUUCUCUUGGGUGGACAUUGAUCCUGGCGCUGCUCGGAAAUUCAAGAAGGAAGUCAGGGGAGUACAGUUGCUGUUUCUGUUGCCCACUGCCUGCUUGUCCUUCCUGACCUCUUCAGAUAUGAAAUCAAAAUUUUAAUGACUUCCUAAGUACAGUUAAAAGCAUGAAAACAUUUACAACGCGCAGAGAAAGGGUAUUUUUGAAUCUGCUCUUUCAGAACAAAAGAACAAAGAAUUUCUGUGGCCUUGAUUUUUGUAAUUAAGACAAGGUAGUACAACCCCCCCCUUCCUAACAUACAUACACACUCAAGUACACUUUGUUUUCAGCAAGAAAACGUGGCAAGAGCAUCCCUUCCUCAGCCAUAACAAGACUACAGACUUAUUUAUCGUAAAGUGUUUUAUGUUAUAAAAAUGUGCCCCGUGGAUAAAUUGUUUAACAUUUAUUUGAUCCUAAAUUGGGGGGGGGAGGGCUGGGUUGGUUUUAUUUUGGUCUUUCCCCCCUCCUUCUUCCCAUUCAGCAACAGCAAAAAAGCUUUCUGCAAAAAGAAACUUCUUUGUACAGAGUGACGGAUUGAACCAUCUUGCAAGACUCGAUUACAGUGGUAUGUCUGAGCACUGUGACAGAUUAUGCUAGCGUUUCCAUUAUAUUGUACAUAUUUUUGAAAUAUUCUGUCAUAUUUUAUAGGAGUAUUAAAAAGCUAUUGGCUAAUUAAUCACUUUUACACUUGUAUAAUUCAGAGCUUAGUUUAAAAAAUAAAUAUGGCAAACUAUUUUUGUGUUCUGCUUGCGUUGGCAUUUUGAAAAGCAACAUUUAAAGAGAAGCUAUAUUAAUAAACUGACUAGUGUGGUAAUAGCACUGCUCUCUUAACUGGUAGAACUGAAAAUGCUUAUUGUAUGACAUAGGCCAAACUGUUUCAAUAGAAAUUAGGGGGGGAAAAAUAGUCCUCUCAUUGGCAGGGUACGCCGUGAUCCAUCUUAAACUGCUGUAGUUUCACAGUGACGUGAACGUGCACGGGUUUGCCGUGGCUUUGGCUCAGUGUAUGCAAAAAAGAAUCGAGUGCAAUCUCUGGUUGCAAAAGCUCAUCCCUGACAGCUGAUGUGGUUCUUACUGUGCUUUUAUAAUGGGUAAAUGAAGUGGGCAUGAGUGCCUGAGUAAGGAACAUGGCAUCCAGCUGCCAUCCAGGCUGGGGGAGAAGUUCUAUUGAUGGUAAUUAUUACAAACAUUGAAACUGUUUGUAGUCUCUUGUGUCAAUUUUCACUGGAUCUUGCAAAGGAUUGGAAACCAGGAGAUGAGUUUGCUGAUUAACUGUCUUGUGAAAUUCUGAUAUUUGAUCAUUCAGAUCUGCAUUUGGAAAUUUUUUUUUUUUUUUUCUGGGUGCCUGGCAUAAAAGACUUCAUUUCUCAAAGGAUGAUUGAUUGUUCAUGAUUCUGAAAAUCAGAUCCGCUUAAGAAGUCUCGUUGGAAGUGUAAGUUCUGAGCUCACUGAUUCCUUCUGAAAAGACGGGCCUUAGCAUCUGUGUUUUGAUUAGAAAAAAUAGUAAUAGUCAUCUUCUUACAGAGCACUUUGGAGGUUAAAAUGCACUAUAGGAGUCCUGAUUUAUUCUUCACUGUUGAGCAGUAAAUGAGCUUCCUCCAACUACAGUAAGGUCCUUCACCUGUGGCAUUACCUACAGCUGACUGUGGCUCUUGGACACAGCACUGGAAAACGAGCUUCGAGGCUUCAGUUGUGGCUGGUAGAUUGCUGUGUGGCCCAGAGGAUCUCAGACUGGUCUGUGGUAGAGGGCACGGCCCUCUGUAUGCGUAUAACCUCAGUACACACUUAAUUCAUACACACAAAUAGGUAAUAUUUAUUUAUACUGGGCACUGGUGCAUGCAAGUGAUAAUGUGCAACCUAACCCUGCUUGAUACUGAAUAAUGGGAGUUAAAAGUAUUUCCUCCAGCUGCAGCAGGGGCCUGAGGCUUCUGUGGUGCUUGCCUUUACUGACAGCUGAAGCUCUUUGAUAGUCUGGCUGUUGCUGUUCCUUGCACAGCCUCUUUUAUUGUUUUUUUUUUUUUGUCCUAAAGAGUUACAAUCAAAGCAGAGAAGCAGUGAUUUAAGAUGGACGUGUGGGAAAGUGCAGAGCAGACUCCAGCUCUGCAACUGGGUCUGUAGUUACCAACACUCCCUGAUGACUGGCCCAGCUUCUUCAGAUGGAUCCAGCACCUCACAGGAGUCGGGUCCUCCAGUGUCCCAGUGCCCAGUGAUGAGAUCUGUAGCCAGUUUGGUGGUGUUACAGAUAGACGUACUGGAACAGCUUGCUUGAAGUGAAGGCAGUGUCUGUCACGGAUCUGGGGAGCUGGGACAAGCUUUCUAUGGAUGAGUGGAUUUAAGAGGUUAUUGUGGAUAUCCUGAUUAAAGUCACAGUGCUUUCAGAUCACAUCCUCUAAAGAACCUUUACUAAAUUUAUUUUUGUUCCUUCUUUAGUGGUAAACAUUGUACCACAAAGACCUUUGCAUUUCCUUGAUUCCCCUCUGCCUAAGAAAUCAUAUGUAGUUCUGUUUUACCAAAAACAAAAGCAGGUAUGGAUUAAAAUGCCAGACAGACCCUCUUUUAUACUCAUCCUCAUGCAGUGCUCUUGAAUAACUAGUUAUGCUAGCAAAACAAAAUAAAUAAAAAAAUAUCCCCAAAACCAAACACUAUUUUUCCUGUUUUAUUAUAUCUUCUGGGGGGAGUACAGCAGCUUUCGAAUAUUCUAGGCUCCUCUUAAAAGAUGUUUCUUCUAACGUGAGCUGUGCUUUUUUUUUAAAAUACAUGUAGACUGUGGCAUUCAGGGGUAAAAUUACAAGGGAGGAAAUGUUGUAAAAGCUCUUUCCCACAUGUCUAUUUGAAGUGUCGAGUAUAUUUGCUUUGGCUUGGAGGGGGGGGAAGCUUGCACUGUUAGAGGUGGAACAGCAGCAGCACUCCCAACAGAAGGUCAAGAACCUUGAAUGCCUCCACUGCAGAGAUGCUCAGAAAGCAUUAAAAAAUAGCCUUGAUCUGUUUCUUCCCUUUUGUCAGUUUGUUCAGUCGCUACACAGAGAUUCUGGGGCUACAGUAAGAGUCAUCCACGGAUCCUUUCAAUAUAGGAUUGUGUACUGAUGCAAUAGCUGCAAAGCCUAGAAGUGGGGACAUGUUAGUGGGAAAGCUGUAAAGUGUGAGCAGCCUCACAGUUAAUGAAAAACUAAGAUAGUCAGAACCUUAAGACAGAUUUGAGGAUUUAAAUCCACGUAAUUGAGAGCUGUAUUAAAAAGGGCCCAUUUGCUGUCCCUGAGUCAGGAGCUUCUUCACACACCUGAAUAAGAAUAUCCCAGCAAGAAGGAUUAAACUUCUCUAUUAUUCUACACCUGAAAAUCAGCCUUGUUUUAACAAAUUAUUGCAACUGAUCAUUUAUCUAGUAUGAGAAAGUUGUGUCUACGUUAGUGUCACACAAAUGUGUUCUCUUCACUAUUUGGUUAAUGAAGGUAAAUGUUUUGAAUCCAUUUUAGAGCAGAGUUCUUGUUCAGAAACUUCUGAAAGAAAUGCCAUCUGUAAUGACUGACGAAUCCUUCGGUGUCAAUUUGGCAAGUUGUCCUACUGUGGGUAGCUGCAGAAAUAUUUCAUGUAUGUUGUAGAUUUAAAAACAUUACUCAUGUUUUCAUUCAGGUGUCUGCAUUUCUGACACAGAUGUGACAUAUCUGUAUAUAUUAUAAAUCAAUACUAUUUUUAACCACGUAUUUUGUACAAAUAUUCACAUUAGCUCUGUAUUUCAGUGAAAAUCUAUUAUGGUAUUAAACAUUUUCGUGGAAUUAGCAAA
Tyto alba (common barn owl) is the source of this 8809-nucleotide messenger RNA. RefSeq names its product regulator of calcineurin 2 (gene RCAN2). Lineage: Eukaryota; Metazoa; Chordata; Aves; Strigiformes; Tytonidae. The record is from RefSeq and is a predicted model, not a curated record. Gene Ontology annotation, cellular component: nucleus; cytoplasm. The transcript has 5 exons. Gene Ontology annotation, biological process: calcium-mediated signaling. The coding region runs from base 144 to 875 and encodes 243 amino acids. Gene Ontology annotation, molecular function: nucleic acid binding; calcium-dependent protein serine/threonine phosphatase regulator activity.